AGUUCAUACCCUGUUAUCAAUACGCGUUUUGUAUCCAAGUUGAUAUCUUACCUUAUUUUCUGCAUGUUUGUUUGGUGUCACAGUCAGAUCUGCAUCUGGUUUCUCGUGGGGUGCACAUCCAGACAUUCUCUCUGAUCAAUUUGGGACAAAGGCGUUUUUCUUGUGUGCCAAUUUGUGUUUAGUGUGCGGAAGGAGUGCUUCUGUGUUUAUCUGGGUGCCUGUUACAGUGUUUCAUCUUUGGACUUUUGAGUUCUGAUGUCCUUGUGAGCAAGAGAGCUUUGUUAUUUUGAGAAAGAUUGGGUCUUAGAUAAAGGAGGUAGGUGGGGCCAGAUAUGGCCUCUGGAGAAGGGAGGCGUCGUGGUCAUGAUCUUGUGCCUCUUGCCGCAUUGCUCACCAGAGAGAUGAAGAACGAGAAGAUGGAGAAGCCCACUAUGCGGUAUGGAUAUGCUGCUCAAUCUAAAAAAGGGGAGGAUUACUUCCUAAUCAAGACUGAUUGUCGGCGAGUUCCUGGGAAUUCUUCAGCAUCAUUUUCUGUAUUCGCGAUCUUUGAUGGGCACAAUGGAAAUGCUGCAGCCAUUUUUACUCGGGAGCAUUUGUUAAAUCAUGUGUUGGGUGCUCUCCCUCGAGGGCUUGGAAGAGACGAGUGGCUACAAGCUUUACCUCGGGCAUUGGUUGCGGGAUUUGUGAAGACUGACAAGGAAUUUCAGAGAAGAGGAGAAACUUCUGGAACCACGGCCACGUUUGUGAUAGUGGAUAGGUGGACUGUAACAGUUGCUUCUGUCGGAGAUUCCCGUUGUAUACUAGAUGUGCAGGGUGGUGCUGUUACCAACUUAACUGUUGAUCACAGACUUGAGGAGAAUAUUGAAGAGAGGGAACGUGUUACUGCAAGUGGAGGGGAAGUUGGAAGACUUAGCAUUGUUGGUGGUGUUGAGAUUGGUCCACUUCGUUGCUGGCCUGGGGGUCUAUGCCUUUCUAGGUCAAUAGGAGACAUGGAUGUUGGGGAGUUUAUAGUUCCAGUACCAUAUGUCAAACAAGUAAAGCUAUCAAAGGCUGGUGGGAGACUUAUAAUUGCCUCUGAUGGUAUCUGGGAUGCUCUAUCAUCUGAAAUGGCAGCAAAAUCUUGUCAUGGUUUGCCUGCUGAACUGGCUGCGAAGCAGGUUGUAAAGGAAGCACUUAGAACAAGAGGGUUAAAGGAUGAUACAACUUGUGUUGUAGUUGAUAUAAUUCCACCUGAUAAUGAAUUGCCACUGCCACUGCCUCCCCCCAAAAAGCGGAACAAGUUGAGUGCUCUUUUGUUUUGGAAGAGGUCUCGCAACUCGGCUGGUAAGCUGUCAAAAAAGCUUUCAGCUAUAAAUAUAGUGGAGGAACUAUUUGAAGAAGGAUCAGCAAUGCUCGCGGAAAGAUUAGGAAACGAUGAAAACUCAGGUCAAUCAACAUCUGGCAUUUUCGUCUGUGCCGUGUGCCAGGUUGACCUUGCUUCAAGCGAGGGCAUUUCGGUCCACGCAGGUUCCAUUUUCUCCACCAGCUCAAAGCCAUGGCAAGGUCCUUUUCUGUGUGCUGAUUGUCGCAACAAGAAGGAUGCUAUGGAAGGAAAACGCCCUAGUGGAGUUAAAGUGUCAUAGCUUACAAUUCAUUGGUUUACUUCUAUUCUUUAUGCCUUCAUUCUUUUUCCUCUUUCUUUUGUAUAGUUGUGUUGCCUAAUGUGCCACAAAAUACCUUUACUCAAUAUUCCUGUAAAUAGAUUUCCAUCACGUUUUCAACCAUGGAUAAAAAUCAUCAAUCCUUUAAUCUAUUGGUGAAGAGGGUGAGGUCUCUUUCACUUAAAAAAGUCCAUUAGUAUUCAAAAACUGAGAUUUUAAUGAAUUAUUUUGAAGAUGAA
Molecule: messenger RNA, 1879 nt
Organism: Cajanus cajan (pigeon pea)
Lineage: Eukaryota; Viridiplantae; Streptophyta; Magnoliopsida; Fabales; Fabaceae
Product: putative protein phosphatase 2C 15
Biological process (GO): protein dephosphorylation
Molecular function (GO): protein serine/threonine phosphatase activity
Source: RefSeq, a predicted model, not a curated record